This is a messenger RNA of Lentinula edodes (shiitake mushroom), 1065 nucleotides long. RefSeq lists its product as uncharacterized. The record is from RefSeq and is a predicted model, not a curated record. The transcript is spliced from 10 exons. Lineage: Eukaryota; Fungi; Basidiomycota; Agaricomycetes; Agaricales; Omphalotaceae. Bases 1 to 1065 code for a protein of 354 amino acids. Gene Ontology annotation, molecular function: ubiquitin protein ligase activity; zinc ion binding.
AUGGUUUUGCAAAAGCGUAAAGCAGAUGGAACAUAUGAGGCUAUCGGCGGAGCUUCGAAGAAAGCACGGACAGACUCUAUUCAAGUUCCCCAAAGUUCGUUCGCAAAUUCGAGUUCAAUACUUUCAGUACCAGUCGUGGACAUUCCUUCCACUACAGCAUCUUUGACUCCAACGACUUCGAAUCAGGUAUCAAGCAAAGGAAAAGGAAAAGGCCGCAAGAAGGCUGAACCCAGAGAAAAGAGGCUUGCGAGAUUUCGAUCUACCUGUCCCAAUGAUAUUUCUGUGAGAUUGGACCGGUAUCUUGCGCAAGCUCAAAGAAUUUAUCUCAUCGAGAGGAACCGUGAAGGAAACGCGUUGAAGGAGGAAUUCACCGUUCAGGGGUCGACGGGAAAUGUUUACACUGUUACAAUCGACAAUGUUCCUCACUGCAAUUGCCCAGAUCAUCAGAAAGGGCACCAUUGCAAGCAUCUCUUGUUCAUUCUUGUCAAAGUCCUCCAAAUCCCACAAAGUUCGAAUUAUUGGUAUCAAAAAGCGCUACUUUCAGAUGAGUUAUCAGAAAUAUUCUCUGCAGCACCUCCACCACCUCAGCUUCGGGGAAGCUUUAUUGCGAACAAAACUGUCGUCGGUGCAUGGCGGGAGGCGACAGGACGUGCGCCAGUUACCACUACUAUGUCUGACGAUCCACGUCGUAUCCCUGUAUCCGAGGACGAUUGUCCCAUUUGCUAUGACAAGAUGAACGCUGAAGAACUGGAUCUGAAAGGCUUGGAGAAAAUUCUUGAAUGGUGUAACGAAUGUCAUAAUGCUGUUCACAAAGAGUGUUGGACGCAAUGUAAGACGACGAAGCAAAGACAGGCUCAGUCGCUUACGUGCGUUUACUGUCGUUCGGAUUGGGUCGGUGCAGCUUCGUCUGCAAGAGGCCUUGGUGGAAGCGCUGCUCGCUUUGAGGAGGGUUUCGUCAAUCUUGCCAAUGUUUCGGGUGUCAGCACUGUGCGCGAUACUAGUACAUGUCGGUCAUUUUGUCUUGCUAUGCACCAUUCAAAGCUGACUGAUGUUUAUAGAUCAUAG